This is a messenger RNA of Kwoniella botswanensis, 684 nucleotides long. RefSeq lists its product as uncharacterized. The transcript has 4 exons. Lineage: Eukaryota; Fungi; Basidiomycota; Tremellomycetes; Tremellales; Cryptococcaceae. The record is from RefSeq and is a predicted model, not a curated record. Gene Ontology annotation, molecular function: iron ion binding; 4 iron, 4 sulfur cluster binding; 2 iron, 2 sulfur cluster binding. Gene Ontology annotation, biological process: iron-sulfur cluster assembly. The coding region runs from base 1 to 684 and encodes 227 amino acids. Gene Ontology annotation, cellular component: mitochondrion.
AUGGCUACCAAAAUCGUGUCAACCUCUUCUCGCCUCUUACCGAUCUCCCGCGCAACGUUCGCCUCUUCAUCACGUUCACCUCGUCCCAUCGUGAGGGCAAUAUUAACUGUGUUACCUCAUCCUCCAUCGUCUCGAUCUCAACCCCGCCACCUACCUUCCAGAAGGUACGCAUCAGCAGCAGCAGUAGCCACUCCAUCACCUUCUGCUGAUGUCCAUCCUAUACCUUCUCGACCGAGUAUCAAGGUGAUCCCGCCAUCGCUUGAGGAGAUAAAGGAAGAAGGGUAUUUGGACGAUGAUGUACAGCUGUUACCUGCGGAGGAAGCGUAUCUCAAUAUAACUCCGGAUGCUUUACAGCAACUUGUCAAUAUAACAUCUCGAGAACCUCCCGAAUUGAUAGAACAGGAUAAAUUAGCCUUGAGGGUGGGAGUAGAAAGUGGUGGAUGUCAUGGGUAUCAGUAUACGAUGGCGUUGACAGAAGAGAGAGGUGUGGAUGACUAUGUCCUGCAACCUGAAGGCGUACACAGUAUACCAGUGGUAGUAGAUCUCGUCUCCUUUGGUUUGCUCAAAGGCGCAACAAUACAUUUCGCAACCGAGUUGAUCGGCUCUUCGUUCCGUAUACAGGAUAACCCUCAGGCCAAGCAGGGUGGUGCGUGCGGAUGUGGAGUGAGCUGGGAGGCGGCGUGA